CAGCUUCCAAGCUAUACGCAGCAUCGAUGUCUUUAUCGGACGCGGAUGCUUACGACUAUCGUGAUGCAGUACCGCGGACAGCCUCCGCCGCGUCGAAUGUUGCUGCGCCUUCGGUGCCGAGAACCCGCAGACUCACUCCAAGCCAGUGUAUAAAAUUCGGUCUUCGAGCUUCACUAAUGCAUCGAUUACAGCUCCCUCUCACACCAUGCAGCUGCCCACUUCCACCUCUGCCAGACCGUGUGGCAUCGUCUACAUUCUACCCGACCUCAGCGAGGCCUAUCUACCCCUCGAGAAGGCCGACAUUCACGUGAAUAUAGUUGAUGUAUCCGCGAUUGUCACUUUUACGCAAAACUUCUGGCAGUACUCGUCCGACGGACUCCAGAAGGCCAAAUAUAUCUUCCCAGUACCUGCCCGAGCCGCUGUCUGCGGCUUUGAGAUGACGACCGAGGACGGCACAGUCAUCGCGGCUGUCGCGAAGGAGAAGGAAGAGGCCAAGCGUGAGCACGAGCAGGCCAUUUCUCAAGGUCGUAUGACGGGCUUGGUCGAGCAAGUAACCGACGACAUCUUUUCGAUCUCUCUUGGAGCACUUCCAAGCCACCAGAUGAUACAGGCUCAGACAACUUAUGUUCUCGACUUGAUGGACGAGGACAUUUCCUACCAGGUCCGACUGCAAAUUCCCAUGUACAUCGGAAUGCGCUAUGGAAACCUUCCGGAGGGUAUGCAAGGCGCAAAACAGAUCUCUCCGCACCGCGUCAGCAUCUCCGCAGAUAUCCAGAUGCAGAGCACUGUGAAGAACAUCACAAGCCCAACCCACCCAACCGUCAUCAUCUCCGAUAGUGGCAGUGCCUACACACUGCGGAAUGCACGCUACAUCUCUGAGGACUUCUUGGCACAGGACUUUGUCUUGUCCGUCACAGCCGAGGGCUUGGAUGCGCCCCGAUGCUUCGCCCAGAAAAUGAAGAAUGGUGCCACGGCGAUUCAGCUGAAUAUUGUCCCGAAGUUCAACUUGCCGUCGAUCUCGAGGCAGGAGUACAUCUUCCUUGUAGAUCGCAGUGGCAGCAUGGACGGAAGCAAGAUCGAGACUGCGAAGAAGACGUUGGUGAUGCUCCUCCGAGCCUUGCCCAGUCAGGGGACCCACUUCAAUAUCUUCAGUUUCGGCAGCCACUGCGAUAGCUUAUGGCCGCAGAGUAUACCAUACGAUGGAAAAACGCUUGACGAAGCUACGCGACACGUCGAUACAAUGUAUGCGAACUAUGGCGGAACUGAGAUUCAAAGCGCGUUACAACAAGUAUUCAACUCGAGGAAGACCGAUAAGCCUACAGCCUGUUUCGUGCUGACUGACGGAGAGACCUAUAAUAUCGAUCACACCAUCUCAACCGUAGAUCUAGCUGUGAAACAGGCCUCCCCGUCUGCACCCUUACGAGUUUUCACUCUGGGAAUCGGCACCACAACGUCUUCCGCCAUGUGCGAGGGUAUCUCACGCGCGGGCAAUGGCGUCUGCCUGAUGGCCACGACGACCGAGAGCAUCAUCGGCAAAUGCUCAAAGCUCGUGCGCGCCAGCCGGACAUACAUCCUCAAGAACGUAUCUGUCGACUGGGGCGUGCACACGAACCUCCUAGAGGCCUACCGCACCGGAAACACAGAGCUCAAGAGCAUCCGGCAGGCACCUGCACAAGUCUCCGCCAUAUACCCCGGGACUAGGCUCAUAGUGUUCGCCUUGAUUGAUUAUCAGAGCUACACGCCUCCCAACGAAGUCAUGAUUUGUGCGCAGCGCGACGGGCAGGGCGAAGUCCUGCAAUUCUCGGUCCCAAUCCAGGUCGUGGAAUUCCCGUCGGACAGUCCUCACGGACGCCUCAUCCCGACCCUCGCGGCUCGUCGAGCCAUCAUGGACCUCGAAGACGACAAUCGCGGACUGCUUUCCCCGGACGUCAAGGCCACCAUUGUCAAGCUGGGGACAGAAUACCAGCUUGCCAGCAGGUACACGUCGUUCGUCGCUGUUGACAGACGGACCAAGGCGGAAGUUGAGCAAGAGCAGCCCCGACAGGAACCAUUCUCAGCGCACCAAGAUCCCGAGAACAAUUUUUUCAAGCCGUUUCCCCAGGCCACCUCUGCAUCGAUCUUUUCCGGACUGCAAGCGCGAGUAGCUGCUCCGCCGGCGCCGCCUCCCCCGCCUGGUAUAUUUGGUCCAUAUGCUGCUUCUGCUCUUCCAUCAUCUGCUGCGCCUGCUCCCCCUCCUGCUAGUGGAGCAGGACGCGUUACCACUUUUGGUUCAUCAUCUGGAAGUGCCACGCAGACCUCGACACCCUCCAAAUUCUCGUUAUUUGGAUCAAGCUCGUUGCAAGCUCCGCCUCCCCCGCCUCCCCCGCCUCCCCCUGCUCGUGGAGCAGGGCGCGUUACCACUUUUGGCUCACCGUCUGGAGGUGCCACGCAAACCUCGACACCCUCCGAAUUCUCGUUAUUUGGCUCGAGCCCGUCGCAAGCCCCAACGUUGUUUGGUGCUGUCCAGAAUCAAUCCUUCUCCGCUCCGUCUCCGUCUCUCUCCACCUCGUCUUCGCUCUUCUCCGCCCCUCCCGUGACCCACCUUCAGUCCAUUCCAUGUGGUUUCAUGCCACAAGCUAUGGGUCGUCUCACUGGAGCCGCCCCUGUCCCUCCUGCCGUUAGCGAAGAAGAAAGGUCGCUCGACGAGUCCUCGCUGUCGACAGAAGACAAGGUGCUCAAGCUGGUCCGUCUCCAGUCCUUCGACGGAUCGUUCUCGCCCACUGUGUCGCUCGAGAAUCUCGUCGGCAAGACUUGUCUCGCGGAGGCGACGCGCCUGCAGAUCGACCAGAAGGUCUGGGCGACGGUGCUCGCGGUCGCUUUCCUCAAGAAAUACAUGAAGGACCAGCCGGAGCUCCUCGACGGCCUGGUUGAGAAGGCUAUGGACUACCUCUCCGAAACUUCAGGCGUCGACAUCGACGCGCUGCUGACCCAGGCCGAAAAUUUUGUUGUUUAAGGUCGGCCUGUAUGGUGGGAUUCGGGUUAAGUUUGGAUAUCGGGACUUUAGUGGGUAUUUUUCAGGGCAGAAAUAGUGAACGUACAUUGUUGUACAUCAGAUACACGAGGCAAAUUCGUAGUAUUCUUCAGGUAGGAGUAGUGAGCGUUAUUGUACAAAUCAGAUACACGGGACAAAUUAUUCUUUGGGGUAGAAGUAGUGAACAUACAUUGUUGUACAUCAGAUACACGAGACAAAUUUGAAGAUUUUUUGCU
Messenger RNA from Phanerochaete carnosa HHB-10118-sp, 3246 nucleotides. RefSeq lists its product as uncharacterized. The coding region runs from base 206 to 2992 and encodes 928 amino acids. The record is from RefSeq and is a predicted model, not a curated record. The transcript has 6 exons. Lineage: Eukaryota; Fungi; Basidiomycota; Agaricomycetes; Polyporales; Phanerochaetaceae.